Camellia sinensis is the source of this 1889-nucleotide messenger RNA. Its product is annotated as tubulin beta-1 chain. The record is from RefSeq and is a predicted model, not a curated record. Gene Ontology annotation, biological process: microtubule-based process. Gene Ontology annotation, cellular component: microtubule. Lineage: Eukaryota; Viridiplantae; Streptophyta; Magnoliopsida; Ericales; Theaceae. Gene Ontology annotation, molecular function: GTPase activity; GTP binding; structural constituent of cytoskeleton.
GGGCUCACACUCUUAACGUGCACCUCGUCUAUCUCCUCUCCUCUCCUCCUCCGAGCGGUUAUCUUAUCGUGUUAGUCUCCUCCUCCCUCCAUUGUCACCUCCUCUCCUCUCCUCACAUCACACACUCCACUUGAAAUACCCUCCGAAUCUCCCUCACGUCCCUCCACCUCGCUCUACAUUUCUCUCUCAUGAUUCAUAUAUGAUAUGACCAUUUAAAUUAAUCAUCUCAUCACAAACAAUCUAAAAAAAAAAACAAUGAGGGAGAUCUUGCACAUUCAAGGAGGCCAAUGCGGAAACCAAAUCGGUGCCAAGUUCUGGGAAGUGAUCUGCGACGAGCAUGGCAUUCAACCUGACGGCCAUUACAAGGUCGACGGAGCACCCUCCGAUCUCCAACUGGAGAGGAUCAACGUCUAUUUCAAUGAGGCUUCUGGUGGCCGCUACGUCCCCAGGGCGGUCCUCAUGGAUCUCGAACCCGGUACCAUGGACAGCAUCAGAUCGGGUCCCUACGGCCAAAUCUUCCGCCCCGAUAACUUCAUCUUCGGCCAGUCCGGUGCCGGCAAUAACUGGGCCAAAGGUCACUACACUGAGGGCGCUGAGUUGAUUGAUUCUGUUCUCGAUGUUGUUCGCAAAGAAGCUGAGAAUUGUGAUUGUUUGCAAGGUUUCCAGGUGUGUCAUUCGCUUGGAGGGGGCACUGGUUCCGGCAUGGGAACCCUCUUGAUCUCAAAGAUAAGGGAGGAAUUCCCAGACAGAAUGAUGCUCACAUUCUCUGUUUUCCCUUCCCCAAAGGUUUCCGACACAGUUGUUGAACCCUACAAUGCCACCCUCUCAGUGCACCAGUUAGUAGAGAACGCUGAUGAAUGCAUGGUCCUUGACAAUGAAGCACUGUACGACAUUUGCUUCAGGACAUUAAAGCUCAGUAAUCCAAGCUUUGGUGACUUGAACCACCUGAUUUCUGGAACAAUGAGUGGGGUAACUUGCUGCCUGAGAUUUCCCGGCCAGCUGAACUCUGACUUGCGAAAACUGGCUGUGAACCUAAUCCCAUUCCCACGUCUUCAUUUCUUCAUGGUGGGCUUCGCACCCCUCACUUCUCGCCGGUCCCAGAACUACGUAUCCCUCUCUGUCCCUGAACUCACUCAGCAAAUGUGGGACGCAAAGAACAUGAUGUGUGCAGCUGACCCACGCCACGGACGCUACCUAACAGCCUCAGCCAUGUUCAGGGGAAAGAUGAGCACUAAGGAGGUGGAUGAGCAGAUGAUCAAUGUCCAGAACAAGAACUCAUCAUACUUUGUGGAGUGGAUUCCAAACAACGUGAAAUCAAGCGUGUGUGAUAUUCCGCCAACAGGGUUGAAGAUGGCAUCAACAUUUGUUGGGAACUCAACAUCGAUUCAGGAGAUGUUCAGGAGAGUGAGUGAGCAGUUCACAGCGAUGUUUAGGAGAAAGGCAUUUUUGCAUUGGUAUACAGGGGAAGGGAUGGAUGAGAUGGAGUUUACAGAGGCAGAGAGCAACAUGAAUGAUCUGGUGGCGGAGUACCAGCAGUACCAGGAUGCAACUGCCGAUGAUGAGGAGGUGGGAGAGUUUGAGGAGGGUAAUGAAGAGAAUUAUGAGGGCUAAAUACUUGCUGAAGCAAGUCUGACUAAGGCUGUUUAGCUCCGAAACAAAACUCUGAGAUUUUGAUGGAAUUGUUUCGCUUGUCUUGCUUAUAUACCACCACUAUUUGGCUAUCAUUCUUUUCUUUUCUUUUAUUUUCUUUUCAUUUUGUGGCAUUGUUAUUCUCCUGUGACACUUUGAACUUUGUCACUGUUCUGUUUACGUAUUGGAAUAUAUAUAGAUGUUGCUGUUUGUUCCAUUCAAUUCAAGAAUUUCAAAACUCAUUCGAAUUUCACUGUCAA